UCUUCGCCGCCCCGGUGUCACACUUCAGCAAGUCGACGGCAGUGCAGUCGAUCGUGAUGACGAUGACACUUACUUCAGUCUUACAUGCUUAAGAAACCCCUCUAAUAUUCCAAGAUGUGGUUCAUCUUUGUAUUAAGUUGGUUGGCCACAUUUGUCCAUGUUUGUUUAGCUACUUUAGCUCUCGCUGCUGGCUUGUAUUAUUUAGCAGAACUGGUUGAAGAGUACACAGUAAUUACAAUGAAGAUCUUACGGUGGGUCAUAAUUGCAACAGCUGGCAUAUACGUGGGCCUGAUCCUAUUUGAAGACCUUCCCUUCCGUCUAACUCUCACAGGGCUUGUCUCCAUUGGCGUUUACUCCCUACUCCUGCGGACUUUCCCAUUCAUUGAGUUGACAUCUCCAGUUUUUAUCGGUAGUUGUGUGCUUGUGAUUAUCAAUCAUUACCUAGCUUUCCAGUACUUCGCUGAGGUGUGGCAUCCCUUUUCAGAGGUUAUUGCAUAUUUCACCAUGUGCCUGUGGCUGGUCCCGUUUGGUUUCUUCAUUUCGCUGUCGGCCAACGACAAUGUUCUUCCCACAACACAUAUGCCCACAGAAACAAAAAAAGAGGAUGUCGUCACAAACUAUUUCAACAAACGCAGCAAACGCAGUGGUGUCCUGUCUGUGUUUGAUAUGCUGAAAGACACGCUCAUCCCGGAGAGGACCAAACGCUUCUGAUCCUUCAAACCUAGAGUAAAUACCAUUGAUAAUCUUAGACAAUCUAAUGUAGGGCAAACUCUUGAAGUUCCCAAGGCACGCCACAGCUGGGUUCAAUUUCAUUGGGCUGCUAGUCAGAAAAUUCUGCUUAGUAAUGUUUGUGCUUAGUAAAAUCUGGCAGUGUACCAGUUAAGCUCAAUAUACAUAACAUCGCAUUUUGGCUGGUAAAACUGCUUUUGCUUAACAAAUCUCUUCUGUACUGAGCAGAAUUCUGUGCUACGAAUGUCCAUGAAAUUGUCCCUCGGUGUAAGGCAAGAGAUGCUGCUGGCAGUAGACGAAAAAAACUCCAUUGGCAUUGAGGAGAAACACAGUGUUUCGUUGAACGUGUACAUUGUAUCUAUGAAGAAAUGCCAGGUAAUGGGUUUCCAUUUAUGCAUGGUACAAGUAUUCAGAUUACAUCGUAAUCGUCCUUUGCUAGGGUUAGCUUGGGUCGAUUGAGGAUUGGGUUAUGUAUCCAUUCGCACACAUUGAUACACGGGUUGGA
Molecule: messenger RNA, 1234 nt
Organism: Patiria miniata (bat star)
Lineage: Eukaryota; Metazoa; Echinodermata; Asteroidea; Valvatida; Asterinidae
Gene: tex261
Product: protein TEX261-like
Exons: 6
Coding region: 115-711 (198 amino acids)
Biological process (GO): endoplasmic reticulum to Golgi vesicle-mediated transport
Cellular component (GO): COPII-coated ER to Golgi transport vesicle; Golgi membrane; endoplasmic reticulum membrane
Molecular function (GO): COPII receptor activity
Source: RefSeq, a predicted model, not a curated record